Molecule: messenger RNA, 546 nt
Organism: Carica papaya (papaya)
Lineage: Eukaryota; Viridiplantae; Streptophyta; Magnoliopsida; Brassicales; Caricaceae
Product: protein CYSTEINE-RICH TRANSMEMBRANE MODULE 4-like
Cellular component (GO): plasma membrane
Source: RefSeq, a predicted model, not a curated record
UUGGCCUCCCACGCCAGUCUCUUCCCGAUAUUAUUUAUUCUUUGUCCUCAACGCGGCAUUGACAGGCCGACCGACUUUUGUUUCCUUCUUCUAAAUUUUGAGUUAUCUGAGUUUUGAGAAUUUGAAGAUGAGCCAGUACAAUCAGAAUCAAGUUCCAGUGGCAUACCCUCCUCCACCAGUAUCUACAGAGCCAUAUGUAGCUCCACCACCAGCAGGUUAUCCCACCAAGGACGCGACUCAGUUUCAAAACCCUAAUUCCUACCCUGUGGAGACCAAAUCCAGGGGUGAUGGCUUCUGGAAAGGAUGUUGCGCUGCCUUGUGUUGCUGCUGUGUGUUGGAUGCUUGCUUUUAAGGAUUGAAGACCUUUAGAUUUGGUGCUGUUGUUUCAUUGACGUUAUGACUGGCUUGUUAUUUCUUACUAUUAUUGUUGGGUAUAUUUUAUUAUUAUGUGUUAUUUAAUUUAUUUCUGUAUUAAUAAAAAAACCUAGGCCUAUACAUAUUUUGUAUACAGGUGGUUGUAGAAUAAGCUCUUUAUAUUUCUCUGUU